Trichomonas vaginalis G3 is the source of this 735-nucleotide messenger RNA. RefSeq lists its product as uncharacterized. NCBI's taxonomy places the organism in Eukaryota, Parabasalia, Trichomonadida, Trichomonadidae. The record is from RefSeq and is a predicted model, not a curated record. The transcript has a single exon. The coding region runs from base 1 to 735 and encodes 244 amino acids.
AUGACCACCGAUGGUGAUGGUGGAUCAGUUCACUUUACAGGCUCUGGUACCAUAGUUCAGCAUCAAUUCUGCUGCUAUGGCAGUAUGUUAAAAUCCAUUUUAGGAGUGUACUCUUAUACUUUCCUCGAUUCAUCGUCGUUUUCGUACUUAGUUGAAAGUUCAUUGUACAAUUGCGGAAAGCCAGACGUCGGAGAUAGUUCAAUAAGAAUUUCGAAAGGAACCGCAGGUUUAACUUAUUGUAAUGCAAGCAGAAAUACUUUAAUAGGAAAUACUGUUUAUUGUAUUCUUUCCAUGGAUUUUCAGACUAAAGUUAAUUUUUCAUCUUUUCAUGGAAAUAUUGCAACACCUGUUGAUUCAAUAAUUCAAAAUUAUCAGUCUAUUGAUUAUAAGUAUUGCAAUGUCAUGAAUAAUGUUCAAGUUGGUACAAGCAGAGGAAUUAUUACAGUAAUUUACGGAGAUCUCGAAAUGAAUUCUUGCUCCAUUAUAAAUAACACAUGUAAUGGAAAAGUUUUAUUCUGUGAAAAUUCGGUUUUUACUAUAAAAAAUUGUUAUUGUGAUUCAACAACUUCAUCAUAUAGCGUGACAGUUGUUGCCCCAAUGGCAUAUUUUAAGAAUUCUCUUGAUGACAUUGGAAUCCGUGUCUGCUGGAAGUAUCAUAAGUUUUCUGACAUUGAAUUUUAUAAAUUCAUUGGAAUUUCUUGCACUUCUAGUGAAGUUAUGCUAGGAUUUGACUAG